CAACUAAACCCCUAUAGUCCAUGUUUUGCUUCAAGUAAGCCCCUCCGUCUAACGGAUACUUAACUCCGUCCGUCUUUUAUUUUUUUUUGAUUUUUUUAUUCCGUGGGGCCCACCAUUAAUAGUUGGCGCGGUUUAGUUAGAGAAUAUGAAUCGUCUCCCUCUUCACUUGCUGCAAAAUCCGAAGGGAAGAAGAAGAAGAAGGUUUCAGAGGGAUUUCAACCUGUUCCAGACGAAUAGGAUCUCCUCCAUAGCUACUUUCACGGAUCGUACAUCGACGAAGGUAAGUGUUUACCGUAGCCUUAAUUCGAGGCUAAAAUUGAACUUAUCGCAGCAUGCAAAUUUUUGAAAAAAUCGAACUGAAGAUUCAUUUUUUUCCCUUUAAUAUUAUGUGUAGGAAUGAUGCCUGUGUAAUACUUUCUGUUUUGUUCUUAUAUUCGUGUAGGAAUGCCGCCGCCUGUUACUUUUGUUUUCAAUUUUUUUGGUUUAUGGAAGAAAGAUUCUGAAUCCGGAAAAUUGCUGUAUGACGGGUAUAAUUCUGAGGAAAUUAAGGAUAACAUAGAAAAAAUGACUUAUGAGCGCAUACUAGAUGAAUUCGCUAAGUGUUAUGACAGUAAACCUAACAAAGUAUACGCUCUAGAUGAAGAUUAUCACAUUGAGGCUGGAUUAGUGCUACUUAGGGACUCAACGCAUUGUCUUAAGGUGUUUGAUUAUUUUGAAUGUCUAGGAGCAGAACAAAUAAUGUUGUUUGCUGACCAUAAUGAUGAUCCCAUGCCCCCUACUACGCUUUUACCUUUGUUUGAUGAGGCUCUAGCUAAUGCUAAUGAUGAAUUAGAGAAUACACAUGGGGUUGAGAUUGAGAUAGAUGUGGAGGGAAUUCAGUCUGUUGCAGAUGAAUUAGAGACAGGAGAGGGAAGGGUAGAAGGGCAGGAUAGAGGUGAUGAAGUAGAGACAGGAGCUGGUAUAGAAGCUGACUUAGGGGGAAGUGAAGAUGAGGGUGAUCACAGUGAUCACACAACUGAUGACUCUAGCAUGUAUACUGAUAACCAGUCAGCUACUGAUGAUGAGGUUGUGAUGCAUGAUCCUGUGGUUGACAGUGCUGCUGAGGGAGAGCAAGGAUACUUUGCUCUAGGUAUGACCUUUGCAGGGGCAAAGGACUGUAGGGAGUCUAUUAACAACUAUGCUGUAAGAUUUGGUUACAAGAUCAAGUUUCUGAAAAAUGAGCCUCAAAGAAUCAGGGUUGUUUGCAUUGGUGAAACAAAUUGUCCAUUUGUAAUGCUUGCCUCUAAGGAUGGGGAGUCAGAGGGCUUAGUGAUUAAGACCUUAACUCUUCAACAUACAUGUUGUAGGCAGAUAGAGGUGCCUAGUACUUCUCAAAAAUAUUUGGCCAAUUAUUUCAAGGAAGCUUUGUAUAGAAAUCCUACUUUUUCAAGCAAAGACAUGCAGGGACAAGUCAAAGACCAAUUGAAUCUCCAUGUGAGCUUGAUAAAGUGUAAGAGGGCUAAGAGAACUAUCCUUACCAAACUGCAAGGCAGUUAUAAGGAAGAGUUCAACAACCUUGUUGGAUACAUUGAGGCUGUGAAACAGUCUAAUCCAGGAACAGUGAUGGAAUUGCAAUUGUCCAAGGAUGAGUUAGCAAAUGGGAAGAGAGUUUUCAAGCGGUUGUUUGUCAUGAUUGAAGCCUGUAAGAGAAACUGGAUGGGUGCUUGCAGACCAUUGAUCUCCUUAGAUGGCUGUCACCUCAAAGGUGUUACCUUUGGAGUGCUUCUCACAGCCGUUGGAAAUGAUGCAAAUGAUGGUAUUGUUCCUAUUGCAUGGGCAAUAGUGAACAAAGAGAAUAAGCACAACUGGAACUGGUUUUUGAGUUGGCUGAAGUCUGAGCUGCAGCUUGGUGAUGGCUCAACAAUCACACUCAUGUCUGAUAUGCAAAAGGGUUUGAUGGAGGCAGUUAAGGACCAACUACCCGAGGCUGAGCAUAGAUGGUGUGCAAGGCACAUCUAUGCAAAUUGGAGCAAGAAGUGGAGAGGUGAAGAAAUGAAGAAAAGGUUUUGGAUUUCAGCUUGGAGCUCAUUCGAGGAGGAGUUCAAGCUGAACAUUUCAAAGAUUAGCUCAAUUAAAGCACAGGCUGCAGUGGAUCUUCUUCAGUAUCCACCAGAAAAUUGGUGCAGGGCAUACCAGAGUUUCAGGAGCUGCACUAACAUGGUGGACAAUAACAUCUCAGAAUCAUUCAAUUCAAGCAUCAUAGAAGCUAGGCAUAAGCCCAUCAUUAGCAUGCUAGAGGACAUAAGGGUGUUGGCUAUGACUAGAAUCAGAGAUAGAAGAAACAGUGCAAAUGGUUGGAAGUGUGAGUGGUCUCCUGCCUCGAUGAAGUUACUUAAUGCUGCAAAAUGUGAUGCCAUGAGUUGUAAAGUCAUUUGGAAUGGAGAGGAUGGAUAUGAGAUUGGAGAAUUUGAGGAUAAGCAUAAUGUUGCUUUGGAUAGAAAGAAAUGCACAUGUAGAAUGUGGGAACUAACCGGUGUACCCUGCUGCCAUGCCCUUGCUGCUAUGUUUUAUUCCAAGUUGGACCCUCUCAGUGUCAUGUCAAUUUGGUACCACAAGUCAAGCUACAUGAAAACCUAUGAGCAUUCAGUUCAGCCUGUUCCAGGAGUGAAGUUCUGGAAAAUCAAUGAAGAUGAUUGUUUGGAGCCUCCUCCUGUAGAGAAGAAGACAGGCAGACCAAAGAAGAUGAGAGUGAGAGCCCCAAACGAGCCAAGGAGGAGCAACAAGCUCUCAAGAAAAGGGCAGAAGCAACAUUGUUGCAUAUGCAAGAGUGUGAGUCAUAAAAAGGGGCAGUGCCCUGAAAAACCAAGUCAGGUAAGUAUUUGCUUCAAUUCAAAUUGAACAUCUUAUUGUAGUGUACUAAUUUGCUGCAAUAUUUGAUAGGUAUCAGA
Molecule: messenger RNA, 2927 nt
Organism: Salvia miltiorrhiza (redroot sage)
Lineage: Eukaryota; Viridiplantae; Streptophyta; Magnoliopsida; Lamiales; Lamiaceae
Exons: 2
Coding region: 445-2877 (810 amino acids)
Molecular function (GO): zinc ion binding
Source: RefSeq, a predicted model, not a curated record